Molecule: messenger RNA, 780 nt
Organism: Aspergillus caelatus
Lineage: Eukaryota; Fungi; Ascomycota; Eurotiomycetes; Eurotiales; Aspergillaceae
Exons: 6
Coding region: 1-780 (259 amino acids)
Molecular function (GO): oxidoreductase activity, acting on NAD(P)H
Source: RefSeq, a predicted model, not a curated record
AUGUCACCUAUGAACGAAGCCGCUUGGAUACUGGAGUCAAUGGCUCUUUUAGAGGAUGAAAUAAGUCACGCCGUCGCAAUACAACCCUUCGAUGCCAAUGUCCGCACCCGAGCGUACAUCGAUGUGCCUUACCCAUUCAUCUCAGGUAAUGGGGUUGCCGGCACUGUCCAUGAAGUCGGCACGUCAGUCGCCAGAUUCAAGAAGGGAGACCGCGUCAAAUUCGUCGUGAGCAGAGAAGCUACCACCGCUAUGAUACCAACAAGCACAACUUUCGAGGACGCUGCUGCGAUACCUUUCUCACUCUUAACAGCUGUUGCAGCCUCACACUUACGCUUGGGAAUGAAUAAACCUGGAACAAAGUGCAAUGGAAAAGUACAAGUCUGGGGCGCAAGCGGGUCCCUUGGCUACGAGGCCAUGGCAACCGCUUCCCCGCGAAAGUUUGAAGACGUUCGUGGCCUCGGGGGCUCUGCGGUUUUUGACUACAAGGAUGAUGAGAUAGUUCCGAAGCUGAAAAGUCCCGGUCCCUAUGACUUUAUCAUGACAGCGUCAGGCGAUGCGAUAGGCACAAACACUUCAAGCGAGGUCCUACAACCUGGAGGCGGCACAUUUGCUUCUGUCGGCCCGCAAAGUAAUGGAACGCAUCUGGCCGAGAAUGUCCACCUGUAUGGUGACUACCUCCCCGGGGCUUUGGGCGGGAACGUGACCCCCACGGCCUUAGAAAAGCGUCCUGGUGGCUUAAACAAAAUCCAGGAAGCUUGUGCCGACGUUUUAGAAGGGUGA